Helobdella robusta is the source of this 675-nucleotide messenger RNA. RefSeq lists its product as hypothetical. Gene Ontology annotation, biological process: hormone-mediated signaling pathway; negative regulation of transcription by RNA polymerase II; cell differentiation. The transcript is spliced from 5 exons. Lineage: Eukaryota; Metazoa; Annelida; Clitellata; Rhynchobdellida; Glossiphoniidae. Gene Ontology annotation, molecular function: RNA polymerase II cis-regulatory region sequence-specific DNA binding; nuclear receptor activity; zinc ion binding. The coding region runs from base 1 to 675 and encodes 224 amino acids. The record is from RefSeq and is a predicted model, not a curated record.
AUGGACAAAACUAAAUGUCAAAUCUGCGAGGAUGUGGCCGCCGGAUUUUACUGUGGAGCCUACGUCUGUGAAGCUUGCAAAAAAUUUUUUAUUCGUUCGUUGAAAUCUAAAAUAAAGUGUGACUUCAAUCCUUGUCCGUCCGAAGGUCAAUGUACUGUUACCAAAAAAACUAGAACACAAUGUCCACAGUGUCGAUACAAAAAAUGUCAGUCACUCAAUAUGUAUGCCCCCGGUACUGCAAACGUUUCUCGAGACAUCAAUCACAUCCCAUGUCGAGUGUGUGGCUUGCCCUCGUCGGGGUACCAUUUUGGGGCCAUCACUUGUGAAAGUUGCAAGGGCUUCUUUAGAAGAUGCCUUAAUAAGAGUAAUAAUAACGAUGUCGCCGGUGAUGAUGAUGAUGAUGAAGACGUCAGAAUGGGGCUAUGCAAGGUGACCAGGAUGGGUCGGAAUGUCUGCAAAAAGUGCCGCUACAUGAAAUGCAUCAUAGUUGGGAUGCACCACAACAGUAAGAUGACGCUGUUGAUGCUGCUUCAUCUGCUGCUGCUGCUGAUGAUGAUGAUUGUGAUGAUGAUGAUUGUUAAGAUGAUGAUUGUUAGGAUAAUGAUGAUGAUGACUGUGAGAAUGAUGUUCCACCAAAUGGUCGUUAUUCUGUCUAAUGUCAGAUCAAUAAUUUAG